AUGUACCUUCGCUGGCCUCGGAUCACCGCCUUCGUGCUCACCACGGCCCUGUGCAUCACCGAGAUUGGACUCGCGGCGUGGACCCUCGCCGACUCGCACGACAAGCAGGAGCUCGCGCGCAAGACGCUCCCGGGCGCGUCGCUCAACCUCGACGAUGCGCUCGCGGUCGGCAAGGCGACGACGGCUGCGGCGGCCGUCUCUGCCGUCGUGUGCCUCGUCAUGCUCUUCUUUACCGUCUUCCGCCCUCGUCAGGCCGAGACGUUGACGUCGAUCCGCCUCAAGGAGGGCGGGUUCGCCCUCAUCCUCGUCUUCUUCCUCGGCGCCCUCAUCCCGGCGACGUACUACACGGCGACGCGCUCGGGCAUCAUCAACGCGCCGGGCAUCCCGCGCACCCUCAUCGACCAGCUCGUCAAGGCGUCGGGCCAGGACCUUCGCUACCGCAAGCAGAAGACGAUCCUGUCGUACGUCAUCGUCGGCUGGAUCGCGUUCCUGUUCACGGCCAUCUCGCUCGUGCUCGUCUCGAUCGCGGCGCGCAAGACGCUCAAGCACGGCGUCGACAGCAACGGCCCGCUCGUCGCGCACGAGACCAAGCACACGACGCACCAGGACUCGGCUGCCGCGAGCACGGUCGCCGAGAGCCGCCGCCCGAGCGUCGCGCACGAGAAGGCGGGCGAGCUCCAGGCGAGCGUUUGA
Molecule: messenger RNA, 693 nt
Organism: Rhodotorula graminis WP1
Lineage: Eukaryota; Fungi; Basidiomycota; Microbotryomycetes; Sporidiobolales; Sporidiobolaceae
Exons: 5
Coding region: 1-693 (230 amino acids)
Source: RefSeq, a predicted model, not a curated record